UCUCCAAUCUCUCUCUAUUCCACCUCCACCCCCGCCCCGACUCCCAGUCCCAGCCCCGCCUCCACCAAAAAUCCGAACCCUAGCGCCCCGGGGGCCGCCAGAUCCCCGCCGCUCCCCUCCAUGCGGAUCCGCAAGAGCGCCGCCCGCCUGCUCGGCUCCGCCUACUCCGCCCCCGCGGCCGCCGCCCCCGGCGCGCCGGCCCCGCCUGAGCUCCUCGCGACGCCGCCGCCGCCGCAGCCGCACCCCGCGGCGUGCUCCCCGCCGCCCGAAUCCCGCGGCUGGGGCGGCUACCCCGACCACGCGACUGCCUCCGGGGAGGCCUGCGAGCUCAGCCGCUCGCCGUGGGACCUCAUCGCCGAGCUCUCCCUCUCCGACCCCCAGGAGGAGGACGACCUCGUCGACAGGUACUUCGUCCAUGUCACGACUCGCGCGAGCUGGCUCUUCUCGGCCAGCAUGCCGGUCUCCAACGCGAAGAAGGUGGCAGCGGCUGCCAGGGAGAGAGCCAAGCGGCGGCGCGACGCGGCGAGGAAGGCGCUCAAGAAGGCGGCAGCGAGCAAGGAGAAGGACAAGAAGGACGCUGAGGCCUGGAGCAAGGCAAAGGUGAAGAAAGAGGAGGGGGAGCAAGUGCAAGCGGCGCGGGUCUGGAAGUGCAAGAAGAACGACGGCAAGCGGUGGCACUGCCACCGGACAGUGAGCCAGCCCAACACCCUCUGCAACUACCACUUCGUGCAGAAGCGCUCGUACCUGAACCCGGACUACGAGUUCCCCGGGGCGGUCGAGCCGGAGGAGGCCGCGCCGGUUCCAGCUGCCGCCGCCUCCAAGCCGCCCUCCAGCAACAGCAAGCCGCGGAGGAAGAAGCCCACCAGCGACUUCAAUGCGACCGAGGGCUUCUACUACUACGCCGGGUUCGGCCCCUUCCGCAGCAAGAGGCACUGCAGAAGCGGCGGCACGAACGAACCUGUGCCCGUAAAGCAAGAAGAGGAGGAGGAGCAAGUGCCCGAACACGCUUCCCCUCCUGCCGCAGAUCAGGCCCGAACUGCCGAAGAUGCCAAUCAGGCUGCUGCGCCUCAGAACGAUGUGUCUACCUGUGACGACGACAUUGCAGGGAUCGCCGGCGUCGACGAGGAUACCAGCGACGAUGACUACGACGGGAUCGGCAUCGCCGGCAGCAGCGUGGACGGAGGUGGCGACGCGCAGGCCAGCAACGGCGGCGGCAAGAGGAAGACCCCGUGGAAGCGGUGGAGGAAGCCCGUGAAGGCGCGGUCGCUCAAGUCCCUGAUGUGAUGAUGAAUGAUCAAGCAGCGUCCCGUGCUGUAGGUGGACAGGUUGGUUAAUCAGCUAGCUUGACUUAGCUUAAUUAUUCUUCCUAGCCUUUUUAUCCCCGUCAGGUUUCGCUGGUGACUUGGUGUACAAACUGUUUGAUGGCUCCUGCAUCCUGAUUUUCGCCUGUUUCAUGGCCUGUCGUCGAGCUGAUUAGGGCAGUUUUUUUCUGCGUGUUAAUUUUUGAAGCCUAUUGGAGUA
Messenger RNA from Panicum hallii, 1521 nucleotides. Its product is annotated as brain acid soluble protein 1 homolog. The record is from RefSeq and is a predicted model, not a curated record. The transcript has 2 exons. The coding region runs from base 121 to 1284 and encodes 387 amino acids. NCBI's taxonomy places the organism in Eukaryota, Viridiplantae, Streptophyta, Magnoliopsida, Poales, Poaceae.